AUGGGCGACGACGGCAAACUGGAAGAAAAGGUGAUCAAACUAACCGUAAGACUGAAAAGCUUGCAAGAGGGGAAACAGCUGGACACCCUGGUGCAGAUCAUGGAAGACUUGCGCUGCCUGGCCGACGCUCAACAUUGCGCAGCAGAGCUGUUUGAAGAUAAGGACGUCCAUCUGCCUUUGAUGGUAGUAUUGACGUCGUACAUGGACAGCCGGAGAGUGCAGCAGGUGGGGCUGUUGCUACUUUGCCGUCUGUUAGAAAUCUGCCCCUCCACUCUGGACAAGUUAAUUGGACCUGCGAUAGAGGCGGGGGAAUGGGAAGUACUGGCAGUACAUCGACAGAUUCUCAAGGUCCUUUCUGUGCAUCACGAGCACAGCCAGCUGAUGACCCUGGGGCUCCAAAUACUGGCGUACAUCCUUGCGUCAGAUGCCAUAAUGCUGAUGGUCCUGGAGGAUGACAUGGAUGUCUUUGACCUGGUGGUCAGCGCGAUGACACGUUUCCAAACCAGUGGGGAAAUCCAGUUUCACGGCUGCAAGUGCCUGCAGCUGCUUCUGGAGCAUGUUCCAGAGGAGCACCUAGUGGAAUUUAUAGAGAAGGAGGACCACAUCGUAGUCCUGAAGGCCGCCCGCUCAUUCAGAGAUCAAGAGAAUGUUCUUCUACAGGCCCUUAGGGUGUUGUACCCACUGGCUGGUCCAGCUAGCAAUGUGGAGAUCUUGAUGUCAGGAAACGAGAGGUGCUACACUGUCAUCAGUCUGGCUAUGGAGUCUUUCCAACACAAUCAGGCGUUGCAAGAGAUCGGCUGCAGCCUUUUCCAGAAAUUCACGUCAGAGAGCUACUACAGCAUCCUGGUGCUGAAUGGCGUGCACAGGGUCAUUGUAAGAGCAUGUAUGAUGUAUCCAGAGAAUAUGACACUUCAGGCAUCUGGUCUCUCUUGCCUGGCUGCCCUCACCAAAACGGUUUUCUUGAGUACGGAAAUGGAGGGUGGAAAAGAGGAGGCAGAGGAGCGUGAGGAGCCGAGCUGGUUUGGGAUCUGCUGCAGCGCCCUGGAGCUCCACACCUCCAGCGCCCAGGUGCAGGGGGCUGCAUGCAGGGCAGUGCACAGUCUGCUGCUGCAUGACAGCAGAAUCCAGCAGGCGCUCAGGGAUGCUGACGGGAGGACUCCUAUCCACAGGCAGAUUAUGGCUGCCAUUCUUCUGCAUUCAUCCUCCUUGGAUGUUUUCCAAGCGGCGACCAGUGCUCUUGAGAGUCUCAUAGACCACGACAGAAAAGUUCGAGCUCUUUUGCUGUCCAGUGGGAUCCACAUCAACGUUGUGGAGAUGAUGAAAAAGCACAGUUCCUCUCCUGAGGUAGCAGAAAGCGCAUGUAAGUUACUACAUCAGCUGUUCCAGGGAAGGACGGCCGGUUUGGAUGAGCUGAUUAUGGCCAUGUGUGAGAUCCUCAAGGCCAUGAAGGUUCACAACCUCCUGCCCAACAUCCAGCUAGAAGCCAUGCGAGCCAGCCUGACCUUUCUCAAUCCUGACAGGAGCCUGAAGGAGCACGGUAUCUCGCUGAGGGACCCAGAUGCUGUGGACAUCUCACUAAAGGUGCUGAAGAACCAGUGUUUGGUGGAGGGUGCGCAUGCUGUGUACCUGGAAGCCUUGAAUAGGUUCAUCGGCUUGCUGGAUGUUCAGCUGUAUGGUUUGAGAGUUCUGUCCGCUCUGGUUGACUCCUCCGGCGCAGUGGAUCUGAUGUGUCAGCAGGGGGCGAUAGAUACCGUGUUACACACUCUGCAGAUGUACCAUGAGGAAAGUGAAAUCCAUUACUGGGGACUGAAUCUGCUACACGAGCUCGUCUCUAAGAAGCAGCUGUCCAGGAUGAUGGUUCCUGUCCUGACUUCGGUUGUGGUCGACUCUGUGAGACGACAUCAGGCGCAUGCAGAGGUGCAUUUGAAGGGGUUUCAGGUGGCUCUGAAGCUGCUGGACAUGUUCCCAGCAGCGGCCAGCGAGCUGGAGACGGAGGACUUCGACAGAGUGAUCUUUCACCAUCUCUCACGGCGUCCAGCCAAGCAGCGAGCAGAUCCAGUUCACAGACUGAGCUGUCUCUGCCUCUCCAAGAUGGCCACCAACAGUGACAUCACAUACGUCAUGCUAGAAAAGGCCUGCAUCGACGGCGACGUCACAAUGGCCGACUGUCUGAUACGGCUGGGAGCCGAUGUCAAUAAGAAGACAAAGACGGAGUCUCUUAUCUAUCAGGUCUGCGAGCGGGGAGAGCACCUGCAGCUGCUGGAGCUCCUGCUGAGCAGCGGCGUCCACGAGCAGCACCUGCGCAGCGCCCUGAGCGCCGGCAUCCACAGGUGGGCCGGCCCUGUCGUCACUCUGCUCCUGGCCAAGCUGGGGCUGGACCUGAACAACAACGCGCUCUGUCUGGGCGGCUUCCGCCUGGGCCGCAUCGAGGCCGCCUUGCUGAGUCCGCUGUUCGAGUGCAGAGCUCCAAGCUUUGGGAGAAGGACCAGUAAAGGGAUGUCACUGGCCAGAGUGAUUCUGUCCUACCAGAGGAGAAAGGCCAAAAUAAGCUCUUCCAGGGUGGUGAAUGAAGUUUGUUCCUCGGGAUACCUGUCUGAUGAAAGCGAAGAUCUCAGCCUCUUCUCUGCCAUGGACGGCUGUGUCAAUGCAAAUUCCGACGUGGAGAGUGACGGAAGUGAUGGGACCUCUAACAUAAAAAGUAAAUUUCCGUCCGACGUGUUUGAAGAGCGUAACGGCCAGCACCGCAGCCCCGAGGCGAGCAGUGCUGACUCAGACCAAAGCGUGCCAAGUCACCGGAAUUUCUCGACGGCAUCCCCGAGACGGAAAAGUAACCUUUCCCCUGUUUUUGGUGGCAUGGACUGCACCUCCCCACUGGGGGGAGACAGAGAGCACGUCAGGCUGCUGGACCUCUCAGGGAAUGAGUUGGACAGCUUGUCCUGCCUGACGGGGGACAGUGUGACCUUGCAGCACUUGGAGCACGUCGUCCGCCUGGAACUAAGCCAGAACAACCUUGUGGAGUUCCCUGAACUUCUGUGUCAGAGUCUGAGGAAUUUGACCCGUCUGGAUCUCCAUGGUAACCAUCUCACGUCUUUACCGGCCGGCUUGCUGGGCUUGCCCUCACUGAGCGUGCUCAAUGUGUCCCGGAACUGUGUGGGACCGCAGCUCUGCCUCCCACCCGCUGUGCAAUGCCCCUCGCUGAGGCAGUUCAAUCUCUCCUUCAACCACAUUGCCGUGUUCCCGGACCUUCUGGGCCAGUCGCUGGAGAAGCUAGAGGAGCUUUCCCUUGAAGGGAACAGGCUGACGGGGCUGUCGAGCCCACUCCUCCUGCCUGAGAUGAGGCUGCUGGACAUCAGCAGGAACAGCAUUGAGCGUAUCUGUCAGGACGCCCUGACCAGCUGCCUGAGGCUGGAGACUCUCAAUGCGUCCAUGAAUAAACUUAGUUGUUUUUCAUCACUUCCAUCAAAAUUAACAACACUGAAAUUAGCUGACAAUAACUUCACUUGUGUUCCAGAAGUAAUUCUUCAGCUUCCACUUUUACGAUCCCUGGACAUGAGGAACAGCAGCAUAACUGUCCUGCCGGGACCUGUCGCCUGGACCUCUGUUAACCUGAGUGAGCUCAUCUUCAGUCACAAUCGCAUCGCUCUUCUGGACAUCAGUGAACCUGUGUACAAGUGGGCUCGACUGGAGAAGUUACACCUCGCCGACAACAUGCUUACUGAGAUUCCAAGUGAGAUAGGCUUGCUGGAAAACUUGACGUCUCUAGAUGUGAGCAGGAAUGAGGGGCUGCGCUCCUUUCCAGAUGAAAUGGGCAAACUCAGCAGGCUGUGGGACCUGCCACUGGAUGGGCUCAGACUCAACAUGAACCUAAAGCACAUCGGCAACAAGACCAAAGACAUUGUCAGGUUCCUGCAGCAGCGGCUCAAAAAGGCAGCUCCCUACUUCAGGAUGAAGCUGAUCAUGGUGGGAAAUUCUCGGAGUGGGAAAACCACACUGGUCCAGCAGCUCAUGAAGCUCCGGAGGUCCCAGUGGUAUGCGGACCAGCUGAGCGAGGCCAUUUAUGUCCAAGACUGGUCCAUCCGUGUCCGCGACAAGAGAAACAUAGUACUGAAUGUGUGGGACUUUUCAGGGGGAGAGAAAUUCAGCAGCUCACACUCUCAUUUCAUGAGCCAGCGAGCGAUGUACAUCGUGGUGUUCAACCUGAGCAAGGGCCCGUCUGAAGUGGAAGCCCUGAAGCCCUGGCUUUUCAACAUCAAGGCCAUUGCCCCCCUAUCCCCAGUGAUCCUGGUGGGCACUCAUACCGACGUCUGCGAGGACCAUCAACUGCAGGCAUGUUUGGCAAAAAUCAAGGGAGAGCUGCUGCUUCACCAGGGCUUCCCCGCAAUAAGGGAUUAUCACAUGGUCAACGCGUGCGAGGACUCCGACCCAAUGAGCCGACUGCGCAAGGCUGUCAUAAGGGAGGCCACUGGUUUCAAGAUCCAGGGUCAGCCGGUGAUUGGGCAGCUUAUCCCAGACAGCUACCUGGAGCUAGAGCGGAGGCUUCUGCAGGAAAGGGCAAGAACAGCCCAUGACUUCCCUGUGCUACGUCACCAGCGCUUGCUGGACAUUGUGCAGGAGAACCAGCUACAGCUGGAUGAGAGCGAGCUGGCCCAUGCGGUCCACUUCCUCAGCGAGGCUGGUGUGCUACUGCACUUUGCUGACCCGGCCCUCCAGCUUGCCGACCUCUACUUCAUUAAACCCCAGUGGCUCUGCAGCAUCGUUUCCCAGACGUCGCUGCUGAAAUGUGCCUGUCGCUCGGAACAGCGGAAGGGCAUCAUGCGGCACUCAGUGGCUGAGAAGCUCCUCCUCGAGAGCCGGUGUUUUCCGAAACGUUACUUCGCCCAGUACCUGAAGCUUCUGGAGAAGUUCCAGGUCGCACUGCCCUUUGGAGAAGAUCAGCUGCUCAUACCAAGCAGCCUGCCACAUCGCAGACCAAUGAUAGAACUCCCCCACUGUGAGAAUUCUGAAGUUGUUGUCCGGCUGUACGAGAUGCCAUACUUCCCGAUGGACUUCUGGUCCAGGCAUAUCAAUCGUCUGCUGGAGAUCUCUUCAUCCUUGUUGAGUGCAAAAGAAAAAGCUCUGAGACCAAACCAAAUCUGCUGGAGGACAGGAAUCUACCUGAACUGGUCUCCUGAAGCUUACUGUCUGGUGGAGUCCACAUCCUGGGACGAGGCUCCCCAGAGCUUUGUCAAGAUCACGGUUCCUUGCUCUCGUGAAGGUCAUAUCCUGCUCGGUCAGGUCGUUGACCACAUCGACUCCCUUUUGGAAGAGUGGUUUCCCGGCCUCCUUACCACUGAUAUCCAUGGCAGUGGGGAGAUGUUGCUGAAAAAAUGGGUGCUGUACAGUUUUGAAGAUGGACAGGAAUGGAGUAAGAUGCUUCUGGAGGACCUUCUCACACGCAUCAAGGAAGAUUAUCGACUGACGAAUCCAUCUGACCCCCGAUCUACAGUUCCCAUUUCCCAAAUAGCACCAGAUCUGAUUCUUAGGGAUUUGCCAGCAGGUAUGAUGCUCAACACUGAAGAGCUGGAGAUAGACCUUUCUAAGGAGUAUUUACUGGGGGAUGGAGGUUUUGGGUCCGUCUAUCGAGCCGUCUACAAGAACGAAGAAGUAGCCGUUAAAAUUUUCAACAAACAUGCCUCAGAGAUGGACGUACUCAGGCAGCUCAGACAGGAGCUAGCUGUGCUCGGGCGCCUGCACCAUCCCAGCCUGGUGUCUCUCCUGGCUGCUGGGACAUCUCCUCCCUUGCUGGUCAUGGAGCUGGCCCCUUGUGGGUCCCUGGACUCUCUCUUUCAACAUGAAAAUGGCAACUUGAACCGCAAGCUGCAGCAUAGGAUUGCCCUGCAGGUGGCGGAUGGACUUAGAUUCCUUCAUGCUUCCAUGAUCGUUUACCGAGAUCUGAAGCCACACAACAUUCUUUUGUUUAAUCUGAAGACGGACUCUGAGAUCAUCGCCAAGAUCACCGAUUACGGCAUAGCUCAGUACUGCUGCAGUAUGGGGGUCAGAACUUCAGAAGGGACCCCUGGAUUUCGCGCUCCAGAAGUUGUCCGAGGCAACGUCAUAUACAACCAACAGGCCGAUGUGUUCUCUUUUGGCCUGUUGAUGUACGACCUGCUCACUUGCGGGGAAAGGAUGUUUGAUGGCAUGAAGUUUCCCAGUGAGUUUGAUGAAAUUGCAGUGCAGGGGAAGCUGCCAGAUCCAGUCAAGCACUAUGGCUGCAGCCCGUGGCCUUUGUUUGAAGAUCUAAUGAAGCACUGUAUGAAAGAGAACCCUCAGGAAAGACCCUCAGCAUCAGAGGUGUUUGACAAGCUCAACUCGGGCGAGAUGCUCUGCCUGAUGCGACGGGUGGAUGUCUGCCGGGUGCCGAACGCUGAGUGCUUUGCAGUGGCCCGUGGGGGUGACGCGAGUCUGUGCGUCAGUGUCGGAGGGGGCAGCAGCAGCCAGAGAAGAGGCUGCGUCACAUCCGUGGUGCUGAGCUCUGGGAAACUGACCGCGCAGGAGAUUGACAGCAGUCCCAUCCUGUGCCUUGUGACAGUGCGAGUCCCUGAGGAAGGCAGCGAUUGGCUGGUGGCAGGAACCCAGGCAGGAUCUCUGAUAGUAAUAAACACGGCGGACAUGUCCGUUCUGCACCGUCUUCAAAGAGUCACUGACGCUGUGACUUCCCUCUUCUUUCACUGUGACUCAGAACACAGGCAUAAGAGGAGCCAUUUGUUAGUGGGAACAGCUGAUGGAGUUCUGGCUGUUUAUGAUGAAUCAGAGAUUCAGUAUGACAGUGGCCAGCCUCUGAAGACACUGCAUAUCGGGACCAUUAACACUCCCAUAAUGAGCCUGGGCCAGUCUGGUUGCCCACUGGACGGAACCACCAUCUGGGCCGGCUGUGGAACCCAAGUUUUGGGAUUUAAUGCAGACUAUGAUGUCCUGAAGACCAUUGAAACCAAACUAAAUUGCUUUAAUCAAUGGGGCAGUGAAACCAAUAUUUCCCGCUUGGCGGUGGAUAAGCACAUCUAUGUCAGCAAGGUGAGGACCCACACAGUAGAAGUUUGGGACAGGAAGAGCGAGAGGAUGAGCAACCUCAUUGACUGUGCUCAGAUACUAAGACAGAGAUUGAGGGUUUCAUAUGCAGAGAGGGAACUGGAGACUGGGAUGUCCUGGGCCAGUGUGAAAGCCCUGCUGAUACAACACAACACAUCUCUCUGGAUUGGUACCAGGGGUGGUCAUGUGAUCCUCAUGGACCUGUCGACCUGCCUGCCCCUGCAGGUCAUCGGCCAUCUCUGCCAGUCUGUAAGGAGCAUGAUGUUGGUCCAUGCAGAUGCACUAAACCCAAGGAAUGUUGUUCUCGUCUUGGGACGAAGCAGAAGGACGAGAAGGGAGGAGGCCAGAAUGGACUACGAAGACGACUCCACCCUGCUGGUGUGGAACAGCACACUGCCCCAGGAGGUCCGAGAUCUGAAGAAACACUGUGACAUGAGGAUGGAGAUAGCUGACAAAAUGAGGACACCACGAAACACUUGAGCUCAAGGGUUGCGAGGGGUCCAGAGCCAAUGCUCGAGGCAAGGCAGGGGAUAACCCAAUAGAGGGCAACACGCUAUUGCAGGCCACACACAACACUCACGCCUCUGGGCAUCUUGGCAACUCCGAUUCACCUCAGCAAGUUUUUGGAAUGAGGGGGGAAAUCCAGAGGAAAUAGCGGGAGGAGAACAUGCGAACUCUACACACGUAGAACCGGGCAAAGACCCAAACGCUGGACUCCAGAGGUGUGAGGCAACUGUGCUAACCACAGUGUCGCAAUAUAAUUUUGUAAAUUAUUUAUCAUCUUGAGUUUUUGUGUUUUUUCACAUGGAAGUCUACUCAAAAAUUUACAGUGUUCCUCAAAAGAUUUCUGAACAUGGGGAAAACUGGAAAAUGAUAUAGAAAUGUAGAAUCAAAUUCAGUGAUUAGUGAGAUUAAUUUAUAUAGAGCUGAUUCUAAAGUGCUCUUAUGAACUGAGUGAGAGUGUUUGUGUUGCACUGUUGCUCUGCCCCUUAUUUGAUCAUGGAUGUGUGUUUUAUGUAUAUUGUGCUCUCCUUUUCUAUUACCUAUGACACUACCUUCAUUUGAACGUUUGCUUUAAUCAUAUGGUAUACAUCACCUAUUUUAAAAUAAAAUGUAGCCCUUUGUGGUUUAAUUAUUUAAACAUAUGUAGUAAAAUGUUUGAAAUGAAGAAAGAUGUAUGAUUAUA
This is a messenger RNA of Brienomyrus brachyistius, 8251 nucleotides long. It is a transcript of the gene lrrk2, whose product is annotated as leucine-rich repeat kinase 2. The transcript has 52 exons. Gene Ontology annotation, molecular function: protein binding; ATP binding; protein kinase activity. The coding region runs from base 1 to 7545 and encodes 2514 amino acids. The record is from RefSeq and is a predicted model, not a curated record. Lineage: Eukaryota; Metazoa; Chordata; Actinopteri; Osteoglossiformes; Mormyridae. Gene Ontology annotation, biological process: protein phosphorylation.